AUGGCUAGAUCCACCAACAGAAGCGCCAAGGACGGGGACUCACGGGUAACCGCCCCCACUGACCGCGGAGAGGUGCGGGACUUGGCCGAGCCCCGGGAACUGUCUCUGGAGGAGGUGCUGAAGUCCUACGAGCAGCCCAUUAACGAAGAGCAGGCAUGGGCGGUAUGCUACCAGUGCUGCAGCGGGCUGAGGGUGCCCCGCCCGCCGGCCGGGAGAGUCAGCCAGGUGAAGGACCCAUCAUCCAUCCUCCUACACAAGGACGGAACUGUGUCAUUACAACAGGAGCCUCAAGACAACGAUGACGCUGACGGGACUCCUCCUCCACCCUCUGCAGAGCGUCAGGCCAGACAGUAUCCAUCCCUUCAGCUGGUCCAGUCGCUGGGCGUGGCCAUCUACCAAGCUCUGGACUGGGGGCUGGACGACAGCGAGGAGCGGGAGCUCAGUCCACAGCUGGAGCGCCUCAUCGAACGCAUGGCUGGGGGGGAGCAGAGCGGAGAGGGCGACAGCACUGCCGGCAAUGGCGCAACAGAUGAGGGGUACAGCGGGCAGGAAGAGGAGGAGGAACUAGAGGAGGAGCAGGAGGGAGUGAUAAGGCCGAUGUGUACGUUCCACCAGGUGAUGGCGAUGUGUGCGUCUCGUCUGGCCAACCCAAGCCUGGCUCCAGAGCACUACCAGGCCGUCUGCAGAGCUCUGUUUGUAGAGACUCUAGAGCUGCAGACCUUCCUCAUCAAGAUCAGAGAUGCUAAGGAGAUGCUGAAGAAGAUCACAAAAGAUGAAGCUCUGGAAGACAGGUCUACAGCUGAACUAGACGCACUGAAACACAGAGACUGGGCGCGUCUGUGGGUGCAGCUGAUGAAGGAGCUCAGGCAGGGCGUGAAGCUGAAGAAGGUGCAGGAGCAGCCGUUCAACCCACUGCCCACAGAGUUCAGCCUCACCCCCUUUGAGAUGCUGAUGCAGGACAUACGAGCGCGCAAGUUCCAGCUACGUAAAGUCAUGGUGGAUGGAGACAUUCCUACCAGAGUGAAGAGAAAUGCCCAUGAACUGAUUUUGGACUUCAUCAGAUCAAGACCUCCACUUAAACCGGCUACAGAGCGCAGCCUCCCCCCUCCUCCCCCGCAGCAGCAGUCCCUCCAUGACCAGGUCCUGGCUGAGAUCAAGCAGGAGAGGAAGCUCAGGCCGGUGGUCCUUCCCAGCUCCAGACCAUUUGGCUCUCUCCCCUGCCUGGCUCAGACCUGUCCCUGUAACGUCAAAUCUACUUCGUGCAUCGACCUGUCCAUGUCAGAGCCCGGGCCCCGGCCGCCGUCCCGCCCUCGCAUCCUGCUCAAGGCCCCGACCCUGGCAGAGAUGGAGGAGAUGAACAUAUCUGAGGAGGAGGAGUCCCCAGACAACGGGGAGCUGAGGAGGGCAGAGAGCUCCCCCAUGCCUCUGAAAAGGGAUCGCUCCUUCUCGGAGCAUGACCUGGCCUUGCUCCGUGGAGAGAUGCUUCCUUCGCUCUCUGAGUCGGUGCAGCUGGACGGCGCGGUGAGGCUGAGGGGCGAGAGGCCGCGGUCCCGGACACUGACCAGCAGCGGGCCGCCUCCUUAUCACAGAGCCUCCUUCCCAGUCACCGGCUGGGUACCAUCCUCUCCGGCCCGCCUGUCCCUGAGUUCAGUUGACGAGACCAUAGAGGGGUCAGACACGGCGUCAGGCUCCAGAGCUGGAGACGAGCACCAGUGGAUGGAGUUCAGUCACCCUGUGGAGAGUCUCGCCUUAACAGUGGAUGAGGUCAUCAAUGUGCGCCGGGUGCUUGUCAAAGCAGAGAUGGAGAAGUUUCUUCAGAGCAAAGAGCUCUACAACAACCUGAAGAGAGGCAAGGUUUGCUGCUGCUGCAGAGUGAAGUUCCCUCUCUUCUCGUGGCCAUCUACCUGCUUACUGUGUAAAAGAUCCGUCUGUGUCUCCUGCAGUGCAAAGAUGAAGAUUCCCUCAAAGAAGAUGGCCCAUAUUCCUGUGUACACUGUGGGUUUCCACAGCACUCCAAAGAGCCAUGGACACAAAAGCCAAGUCUAUAAGUCCCUGCGCAGUUUGUCCCGCCGCUCAGUGGAGGAGGAGUUCCCCCACCUGUACGCUCACGGCUGCACACUGCGAGACGUCUGUGCUGAAUGCACCAAAUUCGUUGCCGAUGUCAUUUCCUCCAGCCGCCGGAGUCUGGACAUCCUCAACAACACUCCCAAGAGGGAAGCCAAAGCUGCCGCCGCUGCUCAGAGACCACAGCUGCAACGUCAGUCCCACCUCGACAUUUGCUCGCAACCAAGCCCUCCCCAACCUCACCGUCAGCGUCACCCUCCACCUUACCCACAGUCACAGUGUCACCCCCAGCUCCCUCCCCACUUCCAUCAUCAACAGCAGCAACUCCACGCAUCGGUGACACCUUCUUCGCCGCAGCUCCUCACCAAGGUGAUCAACAAUGUGAACCAAUGA
Molecule: messenger RNA, 2457 nt
Organism: Seriola dumerili (greater amberjack)
Lineage: Eukaryota; Metazoa; Chordata; Actinopteri; Carangiformes; Carangidae
Gene: spire2
Product: spire type actin nucleation factor 2
Exons: 15
Coding region: 1-2457 (818 amino acids)
Biological process (GO): intracellular transport; polar body extrusion after meiotic divisions; Golgi vesicle transport
Cellular component (GO): cytoplasmic vesicle membrane; cell cortex
Molecular function (GO): actin binding
Source: RefSeq, a predicted model, not a curated record